This is a messenger RNA of Ictidomys tridecemlineatus (thirteen-lined ground squirrel), 2406 nucleotides long. RefSeq names its product cholinergic receptor nicotinic beta 1 subunit (gene Chrnb1). Gene Ontology annotation, biological process: monoatomic ion transmembrane transport. NCBI's taxonomy places the organism in Eukaryota, Metazoa, Chordata, Mammalia, Rodentia, Sciuridae. The record is from RefSeq and is a predicted model, not a curated record. Gene Ontology annotation, molecular function: transmembrane signaling receptor activity; acetylcholine-gated monoatomic cation-selective channel activity. Gene Ontology annotation, cellular component: postsynaptic membrane.
GCGGAACCAAUCCCGGGGGCGGGGCUGGUGGGGUGGCAGCUGCCCCCCAACGACAGGUGCACAUUCCUGGGCGCCUCGUCACUUCCCCUGCGCUGGUUGCCUCAGCAGCUUCCCAGGCGAACUCACUGAGCGCCGCGACCAGACUAUGACACCAGGGGUGCUGCUAUUGCUUCUGGGGGUCCUGGGGGUGCUGCUCGCCCCAGGCGCCCACGGCUCAGAGGCAGAGGGCCAACUCCGCGAGAAACUUUUCUCGGGCUAUGAUAGUUCUGUACGGCCGGCGCGCGUGUUGGGUGACAGCGUCGAAGUCAGCAUUGGUCUUACCCUAGCGCAACUCAUCAGCCUGAACGAAAAGGAUGAAGAGAUGAGCACAAAGGUGUAUUUAGACCUGGAGUGGACUGACUACAGGCUGAGCUGGGACCCAGCAGAGCACGAUGGCAUCGAUUUGCUCCGCAUCACGGCAGAAUCAGUAUGGCUACCUGAUGUGGUGUUGAUGAACAACAAUGAUGGAAAUUUUGAUGUUGCUCUGGACAUUGAUGUUGUGGUGUCUUCAGAUGGCUCAGUCCGCUGGCAACCCCCAGGCAUCUAUCGCAGCAGCUGCAGCAUCCAGGUCACCUACUUCCCCUUUGACUGGCAAAACUGCACCAUGGUGUUUAGUUCCUACAGUUAUGACAGCUCAGAGGUCAGUCUGCAUACAGGCCUGGGUUCUGAUGGGCUGGAGCGGCAGGAAAUCUACAUUCAUGAAGGGACAUUCAUUGAGAAUGGCCAAUGGGAGAUUAUCCACAAGCCUGCUAGGCUAAUCCAGCCUCCAGGGGAUCCUAGGGGAGGGAGGGAAGGACAACAUGAGGAAGUCACCUUCUACCUCAUCAUCCGCCGGAAGCCUCUCUUCUACCUGGUCAAUGUCAUUGCCCCGUGUAUCCUUAUCACUCUCUUGGCCAUCUUUGUCUUCUACUUGCCACCGGAUGCAGGAGAAAAGAUGGGGCUCUCCAUCUUUGCCCUGCUGACCCUUACUGUGUUCCUGCUGCUGCUGGCAGACAAAGUACCUGAGACCUCCCUGUCAGUACCCAUCAUUAUUAAGUAUCUAAUGUUUACCAUGAUCCUCGUCACUUUCUCAGUCAUCCUUAGCGUUGUGGUACUCAACCUGCACCACCGCUCUCCCCACACCCACCAAAUGCCUCUUUGGGUCCGUCAGAUCUUCAUCCACAAGCUCCCUCUCUACCUGGGUCUGAAGAGGCCAAAACCUGACAGAGACCAGCUGCCAGAACCCCCUCACUCUUCUUCUCUGGGAAGUGGCUGGGGUCGGGGUACUGACGAAUAUUUUAUCCGGAAGCCACCGAAUGAUUUUCUCUUCCCCAAACCCAACAGAUUCCAGCCUGAACUGUCUACCCCGGACCUGCGGCGAUUUAUUGAUGGUCGAAACCGGGCUGUGGGCCUGCCUCCCGAAUUACGGGAGGUGGUUUCCUCGAUCAGCUACAUCGCUCGACAGCUGCAGGAACAGGAGGACCACGAUGCACUGAAGGAGGACUGGCAGUUUGUGGCUAUGGUAGUGGAUCGCCUCUUCCUGUGGACCUUCAUCAUCUUCACGAGCGUCGGGACCCUGGUCAUUUUCCUAGAUGCUACGUACCACUUACCCCCUGCCGACCCCUUUCCUUGAGGACUGGAAGGCCGAGCCUCAGGUUCUCGGCUAGUUGAAAUGAAAGUAUUUUCAAGCCUUAUAACCCCCUCUGCUUAAACCCUUUCGCUAGGAAUCCAGUACUUUUAUUUCGUUUCUGAGGAGAGCGCUUAAAUGGAACUGAGGGCUGGUCAGGGUGUCUUAGACCCACCUGAAAUGCAUAUCAGUUUAUUUGCUCUUUGGAUACUUGAGGUCGCUUCCUUGGAUAUCAAUGCCCAGGUCCCCAAUGAAGUAGAACAAAGAGCACAAAUUAAUGUAAGCCUCAGGAUGGCAGGAAAUGUCUUGGUCACUGUAAUAUUUCCAGCACCUGAUGCUGACCUAAAGGUUCAAUGUUGAAUGAAGAGGGAGGAUUUUCUGGAAAGAAAUAACACCAAUUAAUAGUUCCUACAUUUGCAUGUUUGGACUAAUUUUUUUUUCUGUUUUUACCUUAAUGUAAUUAAAAAAAAAGGUUCUAAAAGCUAAAAAAGUGUUUUGAAGAAACAACACUUUAAAAAAAUAAACUAAAAAAAAAGUGUUUUAAAGACUUCUAUUCAACUUCUGGCUUUAAUGCUCAAAUGACUGACUGCCCUGUAUCAUAGUUUCCACAUCUGUAAAACAAAGCUAAUAAUAGUAUAUGCCCCAUAUUAUAUAUCAACAAUAUCUGAGUUUGCAAACUGGAGUGUUUUUAUUGGUUCAUGUUGUUGGCAUGUGCAGUUUCAAAUUAGCUCACUACUUUUAAAACUUGGAUAUUUCACAGA